Messenger RNA from Aspergillus melleus, 897 nucleotides. RefSeq lists its product as uncharacterized. The transcript has a single exon. NCBI's taxonomy places the organism in Eukaryota, Fungi, Ascomycota, Eurotiomycetes, Eurotiales, Aspergillaceae. The record is from RefSeq and is a predicted model, not a curated record. The coding region runs from base 1 to 897 and encodes 298 amino acids.
AUGAAGGUGCUUCAGGACCUGCUUGGACCAGAUGUUUGCCCGUUGGAAGCGAGUACCUGGAGAUUCAACAUUUCUCCCGAUCCCACAACGUGUUAUUGGGAUGCGUUUGAAACUUACACAAUCCUAUUGCAAGGCGUUUUUACUCGAGAGGCGCGUGAAGAGGAGGCCAACCAUCUCAUGAUCUGGGCCAAACACAAGAUAAUAUGGACUCAUGUCAAGCUGCCGGAAAUGUUAAUCCGACUAAACAGGGAUUGGGAUGCAUGGGCUCUCAUCAGAGACUGGAACCUUGAUCAGGUACGCCGCGCGGGGAAAUACAACUCUGAAAUGUUCUUUACCUGCGCGGAAAUCGGUCCGUUAGACGAGCUCCACUCACUUUUCGAAUUCCACGCGCGCCAGCACACCGUUUUGGCGACAUUGAUCAAAAUCAAAAUACUCCUGGAUCUACAGGCUGUUGACGAAGCGCGAUUUGCAGUGGGCUGCAAGCUGCCGCAGGAGCUCCUGGCCAUCAUUUUAUCGUAUGUUCCUUCCACGGACAUCAUAGCCAAGGACCAAGACCUGGCUUAUCACGGCCAUUGGCUCAAAAUUCGCCUCUUGCAACAACAGAUCAGAUACUUGUUCAGGAGGACACUGGAGGAAUGCGGUGACACCUGGGAUUACAUUCUCCACGGCUGCUUUCCUGAAGCCCCAACCUGCAAAUGUAUAGAGGACAGAUUGAUUCCUGGAGAGAAGUGCAUUUGGGACGACGAGGCAGACGCGUACUUUCUUCGUGUACCAUGGUUGGAAGCCCCCGGAGCAUUGGACUACUUGGAAAGACUGAUUAAUGCUCCACGGAUCCUCCCAUCAAACUACGUCUCCGUGAGCCAGCUAGGAAAACGACGUCCUGAACAUAUGUCAUAA